Messenger RNA from Hippopotamus amphibius kiboko, 927 nucleotides. Its product is annotated as olfactory receptor 140-like. The record is from RefSeq and is a predicted model, not a curated record. The transcript has a single exon. Gene Ontology annotation, cellular component: membrane. Gene Ontology annotation, molecular function: G protein-coupled receptor activity; olfactory receptor activity. Lineage: Eukaryota; Metazoa; Chordata; Mammalia; Artiodactyla; Hippopotamidae. Gene Ontology annotation, biological process: G protein-coupled receptor signaling pathway. The coding region runs from base 1 to 927 and encodes 308 amino acids.
AUGGAUGUCCUCAUAUCUUCCAACAAUGUGACUGAAUUUGUUCUCUUGGGACUCACACAGAAUCCACACUUGCAGAAAAUACUCUUCAUUGUCUUUCUGUUUAUUUUCCUGUUUACUGUGCUGGCCAAUCUACUCAUUGUCAUUACCAUCACCCUCAGCCCCACACUUUCGGCUCCCAUGUACUUCUUUCUUACUUAUUUGGCCUUAAUAGAUGCCUCUUACACAACUGUCAUUACCCCCAAAAUGACCAUUGACAUGAUAAACCAAAAUAGAACCAUCUCCUUGGGUGGCUGCUUAACUCAGAUCUUUUUGGGACACUUCCUGGGAGGAUCAGAGAUCAUCCUCCUCACUGUCAUGGCCUAUGACCGCUAUGUGGCCAUCUGCAAGCCUCUGCACUACACGACCAUCAUGCAACAGGGGCUCUGCCAGCUCCUGGUGGUGGUGGCCUGGAUUGGGGGGAUCCUUCAUUCCACUGUGCAGAUUCUCCUUAUGGUCGACUUGACCUUCUGUGGUCCCAAUGUUAUUGACCACUUCAUGUGUGAUUUCUUCUCACUGUUGGAACUUGCCUGCAGUGACACCUACAGGAUAGGAAUGGUGGUGGUAACCAACACAGGGGGCAUGUGCUUGCUCAUUUUUUUCAUGCUACUCAUCUCCUACAUAGUCAUUCUGAGCUCCCUGAAAUCCCAUGGAUCUGAAAGAAGGCACAAAGCCCUCUCUACAUGUGGCUCCCAUUUUACAGUAGUGGUGCUCUAUUUUAUCCCUUGUAUAUUCAGCUACACCCAUCCUGUGGCCACUUACCCUGUGGACAAGUUGGUGGCUGUGUUCUUUACAAUCUUCACUCCCAUGUUAAAUCCUAUCAUUUACACAGUGAGAAACACAGAGGUGAAAAAUGCUAUGAGGAAUUUGUUGAAGAGGGGAGUAACCUAG